Molecule: messenger RNA, 1881 nt
Organism: Pseudovirgaria hyperparasitica
Lineage: Eukaryota; Fungi; Ascomycota; Dothideomycetes; Acrospermales; Acrospermaceae
Exons: 1
Coding region: 1-1881 (626 amino acids)
Source: RefSeq, a predicted model, not a curated record
AUGGACAUCUCUCGUCUGAUAUCUCCUCCCUCCCCGGAGUCUGGCCAGUCGGUCAAACUGCCAGCUCUGUCUCACUAUUCCCUCGCCUCCGCUGCUACCGCUCCUGCUGCUCUUCCGACUCUUUCAAACACCAUCUUGUCGCAUGGCCAAUCGCUUGAUCUCACAAAACCCGCUGCGGCCCAGAGUCCCAUCGCAGCCUCGCAACUCAGCCCUAUUCAACUCUCCCGAGACCCUCAACCUUCUAGCUCCGUUGAACGUCCUGAGCCUCCGCAACUCCCUCAAUCUUCUGGCUCUCGUAGCCGUCCUGAGGCUCCCACACCCCCUCAAACCUCAAACUCUCUCAAACGUCCUGAGCCUUCGCACCCGCUUCAAGCCUCGAAGCCUUCGAAACGGCCCAGACUGAAUCCGCGCCAGGUCUCCCGACCAACCUCUUCUCGACACUCCACCCCCUCAUCUGAGCAAGGCCAAUACGCCCCGUUAAUGCCGCGUUCAGCAUACGGCUCAACCGCCAGGCCACUUCAUUCACUCGCGCCUCGACCCCUUCGUGCUCCAAACCCGGCCCCGCCCAUCUUCGAGCAUGAACGCAUCGAGCUGGACAAGAUCUGCAGGCCUUCCGUCAAGGGAGAAGUGCUCCUCCCUUUCAAAUGCUCCCGUACUGGCGCAAUCGCCCAUCCUCGAUCCUUCACCGAAAAGUCUGCUGAGAGUAAGCUGGACUUUGGUGGCAAACGCAGGAGUGGUCGCAAGCCCACUGAAGCCUCCAUCUUGAGGAGCAAGGCUGCUGCCGAAAAGCGCGCAAGGGAGCUCCGGCCUACCAGACUCAGGAUCGACCAGCCAGUCAAAGCACAGUUGAACAUCGAUAUCUGGGCACAGAUCUUCCAAUGGACCUCUCCAAGCACCCUUUUCGAGAUCCGCCACGUCACGCCCUUCUUCGAGUAUAUUCUCUCUCUCGACAAGACGUGGGAAGCCUCACGUAUCAGUACGUUCGGACACGACAUGCCUGGCCCACCUGAUGGCAUGACCGAAGCCACCUACUGCGAGUAUCUCACAGGCACUACCUGUCAUUCGUGCAAUGAAUGCCCCGUCCGCAAGGUUUUUUGGGCUUUUCGCAAGCGGUGGUGUAACGAGUGCUACCGCACCUUGACCGUACGGGAGCGUGAGGCAAGAGCGUCUCUCGACAAUCUUCAUCCUCUCAUCCUGAACACCAUCAUGUCGGCCACGCGAGACUCAUGGGGCCAUUACAUUGGCGCUGGCUCCAUCCGUCAUUCUGCUGGACUCGGCGAUGGUCGUGUGGCAUGCUACUUGAAAUCCGACAUUGAGCAGCUGAGACGAGACUGGCAGGAGCUCUUGAGUGGUGAGACAUUUGAGAUGACACCAGAGCAGGUCACUGAGCGACGCGACAAAUGGAUUGCGGAACGAACUGCCGCGAGAGACGUCCUGAUUGAGCAAGCUCGCAAGAUCGAGGACUGGCAGCGCAACGAGGAUGCCAAGAAGAAAGAGAGCUACACCGACAAGCGUGAACAGCGCAUCGCCUUUUUCAAGAGGCAUGCAGAGGCUGUAGGCAUCAGUGAGAAGGCUCUUCUUUCCAGCAUGGCAUACCAACGCGCAGCCAAGAUUCCGAAAAUGCCAAGUGAGCGGGCCUGGGAUAUCCUAUUGCCGAAGAUCAAGGAAGAUCUGGCUGCUCUAGCACGGAAGGCUUCACGUCGCGCUUCGGCACGACACAGCGAAGAGCGAGCGUUGGCCGCGGCCGCGGCUGCACAUCGCAUCCCAACACUCCCGCCCCCAAUUGGCAAUCUCAACUUUGCAAGGCCUUCGGCGGCUAUACAUGCACUUCCACCGCACGGCAUCGACGCAUACCUCUGGCAACGACAACGGCAGGCCUGA